Messenger RNA from Pogonomyrmex barbatus (red harvester ant), 2283 nucleotides. RefSeq lists its product as uncharacterized. Gene Ontology annotation, molecular function: oxidoreductase activity. Lineage: Eukaryota; Metazoa; Arthropoda; Insecta; Hymenoptera; Formicidae. The record is from RefSeq and is a predicted model, not a curated record.
UCGUCUUGAAUUUCAAAUCAUUUAAUCAUAUAACAGUCAGUGAUAAUCCUAAAACUAAGUAAUAUAACAAAGACAUUUUUAUUUUUUAAUCAAUGUAUUUUACUUUGCGAGUAAACAACGAGUGUCUGGCGAGAUAGGAUAACAAAAAGAAUACUAGGGUUAUUUCUGAAAGUGUAUUUUAUUUUCUGUAUUUUAUAUAUUGUACAUAUAUAAAAUCAGCAAUUAGACCGCUUAAUUAAAUUCUACGGUACAUAUAAGUUUACAUCAUGAUAUUACUUUCAUAAUAUUAAAUAUCUUAUAUUACAACGAUUGCUAAAUUGAAACAAGUAUUUCUCACAGUCAUGUUUGUUUAUUUUUAUCAAGAUAAAAGAAUAACAUCUGUUUGCUUCUGGAUAUAUAUGCUCCUGUAACAUCUUAAGGAACAUUCUCCAAAUUUCAUUAAUAAUCAUGUAUGAGAAAAUUAUAGACAAAUAUAUCAAUCUAGAAUAUAAUAAUGAGAAAGAGAAAGCAUUAGAAGAAAUAUUUGCUUUAGCCAAAGAAAUAAAUUAUACAGAUGUUAAUGAUUUUCCAAAAAGAUUGCUUGACACUACAUGUAUGAUCUAUCAAAAUAUGUUUCUUUUCCAAUCUGCUUAUGAAUACAACAAAACAGAAAUUAUCUUGUCGAUAUUGCUUACGAUAUUCAGUGUAUGUAAGGAGCACAAAGUGCAAUUAUUUUGGAAAAUUCCAUCAUCAAAGAUUCAACAAUUCAUGAAAUGUGGUACAAAAAAUGGAAAAAAGAACUUUCAAAGAAAUAUUGUAUUCAUAAAUACGCAUCUGAAUUUUUUUGGUGGUAUUAUGUUUUUACCUUAUCUAAAAAUAGUAAACCGAACAAUAUUGACAUCAAAUUUUAACAAUACUCCAAUACAAUCGAAUAUAUUUGCAUAUAGAGAGAAUUUCUUACAUAUUUCUGAUAAAGAAAUAGAAAUUUUUAAUCUGUUUUAUGAUGGCACAUGGCAUAAACCCGUGAAUAAUACUUAUUGGGAAUGUAAUAACAGAAUGUGGGCAAAUGCAACAAGCGAAGAUAUUAAGAUGUGUUUAGAUUCAGCUAUCCGAGGAUUCAGAACUUGGGCAGUUAUGACAUUUGAUACCAGACAGACUAUUUUACAUAAAAUAAUAGAUGAACUACGAUUAAAUUCUGAAAUCAAAUCAUCAAUAAUAAACAUGAUACACGAAACGUACCUUUAUAAAGAAUCACUAAAUUCUCAAAAUGACAGUUUAGAAAUAAUCGAAAAUCGUAUUCCAAAAGGCGUUAUCAUUCUUAAAGAUAAAAAUGAAGUAAAUUUUUUUCAUCUAUUGAUGUUAAUUUUAAUUUCUGGCAAUUCUACUAUCGUGAUAGAUGAUCCAAAUUCUUAUAGUUUGGUGCGGUAUUGCGAAAUAUUUUCGGUAUAUCUACCAUCAGGCGUUCUGAAUUAUUUAUCGAAUGAAGAUACAAGUAAUAUAGAAAUAGAGUUAUGUUGGACAGAUUACGAAAAUUAUAAAAACCAGAUUUUUGUAGAAUCAAAUUUUCAGAAGACAUUUUUGAACCUUACUGUGCCUAAACAAAUUAUACUCACUCUCAAAUAGUUUCAAUAAUUUAUAAACAGCAUGAUUAUGUUUGACAAGUAUAUAGGGUCCACUUAAAUCAAACACUUUGAAUAUUUCUUUUUGAUGAUAUGAAAACAGAUGAAAAUAAAACGGUUUCGAGAGGAACGUAUUUUGAUCACGUUAUUUUUAAAAUAUGGGUCUUCCUCGAAAUUUUUCCCAUUUUCAUUUUCAUUUGAAACAUUUUUUUUGUAUCAUCAAAAAUAAAUGAAAUAUUCAAGGUAUUCGAUUUAAGUAAACCACUCUGUAGAAAGUACAUACGUAAAAAAGAUAAAUAUUUAAUACAUUAUAAAGAUGUAUUUAUCUUAACUGAAUAAUUUUAGAACAAUUCUUUAUCAUAUUCAUUAAUCGAUUCUCUCCAAUGAAAAACUGAAAAAAUUAGAUGAUAUAACAUGCACAUUACAAAUCUUGAUUUUAUGCUAUGACGAAUAUUUUAAGAAAGGAAUAAGAAGGUUUAAGAAUGUUCCGUUCUUUUUACUUUUGUAUGUACAAAUAUCUGUAAUGCUUGACUGUGAGGUUAUCAUAUGCACAACGUAUGCACACAUGAAAAUAUAUGACGUUCUUGAGAAUUAGAUAGUAUUAGAUAAUAUUUUUAUAUAAAGUAACUCGUACUUUGCACUUUUGUAUCAGCAAUUAAGCAAAUAAAAAAAAAUAUAGAAAAUA